This is a messenger RNA of Prorocentrum cordatum, 493 nucleotides long. Lineage: Eukaryota; Dinophyceae; Prorocentrales; Prorocentraceae. The record is from the annotation of a GenBank genome assembly.
UGAAGGAGAAGGUCGAGCAGGUGCAGGCGGAGCUGUCGGCCAACUCGUCCCAAUGGCUGGGCGUGGCGCUCGUCUCCUUCCUCCUGCUGCGCGCGGGGCUCGUCCUCUUCGCGUGCGCCCUGCCGGUCAUGGCCUACAUGUACCUGUCCAGUCGGAAGGAGGAGGAGGAUGAGGGUGCCCCCAACGAUCAGGGCGACGACGCCGGCCGCGGCGGGAACGCGGGGGAGCCGUGGCCGCCCGGGGACGACGAGGACGACGACCUGGGCUUCCGCCCGCCGGGCGGGCCCGCCUCGGCGGGUGCAGGUCGCUUCGCCGACGAGGACGAGGUGGACCCCUACGGCGAGUCCUUCUGGGGCGGGGGCAAGGCCGACGGGCCGAAGCCGAAGAAGGACCCCGAGGACGACCUGGACGGCCCCCCGGCGGGCAAGGACAGCCUCAACGACGAGGACGACAUCCUUGGCGGUCCGAAGGGCCGGCCGGGUACCAGAGUAGG